This is a messenger RNA of Saccostrea echinata, 1382 nucleotides long. RefSeq lists its product as uncharacterized. NCBI's taxonomy places the organism in Eukaryota, Metazoa, Mollusca, Bivalvia, Ostreida, Ostreidae. The coding region runs from base 27 to 1325 and encodes 432 amino acids. Gene Ontology annotation, cellular component: cytoplasmic side of plasma membrane. The transcript has 9 exons. Gene Ontology annotation, molecular function: lipid carrier activity; enzyme activator activity. Gene Ontology annotation, biological process: ganglioside catabolic process; lipid transport. The record is from RefSeq and is a predicted model, not a curated record.
GCCUUGUGACAAGCAGAUUGUUAGGGAUGGCUGCAAUCAUGGCAGGAGUCUAUGUUGCUUUGUCAGCUUUGCUUUGCAUUUCCUUUACAAAUGCAGAAUAUCUGAGAUAUCAGAAACAUUACGAAGAUGACGUUUCAGAAUUCAUAAAUUUUCUAAAGAAACCUUUCCUUCCAGAGCGUUUCAAGUCACUGGAUUUCUUUCAAAAGGCGGGCUUGGAUCCUAGUAAGAGGUUGACAGCCUUUCAUUUCAAGAACUGUGGAGGGAUGGUAGAUGUAAAGAGCUUGUCUGUCACACCUGACCCCCUGCAGUUCCCCGGGACCAUCACUUUCAGUGCUAGUGCAGCUCUAAAUACCACUGUCUCAGGUGAAAUAAAUGGAGCGAUUGAAUUGAAAAAGAAGGCGGCAGGAAUCUGGGUUCCUCUUCCAUGUGUUGAUAAUAUUGGUUCUUGUAAAUACAAUGACCUCUGCUCUCUGCUGAGUACAGUGACACAAUGCCCACCCCAGCUCACUGCUAUUGGCAUUGACUGCAAGUGUCCAAUCAAAGCUGGUAAAUAUACUCUUCCGAGUUGGAGCCAGGACGUUGGGGCAGAACUGUUUCCCACAGGGGAUUACCAAUUAACGGGCAGAGUGACGGACAAGGAUGGGAAACUUGUAGCAUGUCUUGAAGUAGAGCUCUCUGAGAUGAAACAAGAAUUCCAUGUUCCAGAGUCUGGCGAAGACGAGGCCGCUUACCUUGAUGAUGAACAUCACAUUAAAUUGAACGAUGAAACUGAACUUCUAAUGGAUCUUCUUAACUUAAACGCACUCCCGGAAAGAUACAGAGGGGAGGAUUACUUUAAAUCUGUUGGAAGGAAAAAGUCCUCCAGAGUGGAAGCUUUCCAGUGGACAAACUGUGGUAAUAACGACCCAGCAAGUAUCUUGAGUUUGUCCGUUACACCAGAUCCAAUACAGUUUCCAGGAACUAUCAAUAUUGCUGGAAAGCUACAGUUCAACGCCUCGUUUCCAGCUCCUCUUCCGGCAAGCCUUGUUGUAUCAAAGAAAGCAGCUGGGAUCUGGGUCAAGCUCCCAUGCAUUGACAGUUUUGGUUCUUGUGAUUACCCUGAUCUGUGUCAGAUCCUGAGCACUGUGGGGGACUGCCCCGACCCUAUCGCCUCAUCCGGUCUGGGAUGUCAGUGCCCAUUCAAAUCAGGUACGUUUGAUGUUCAUGGUCUCUCUUUUGAUGUGGAUGCCUCUGCUUUUCCCUCCGGAGACUACAAGCUUAGAGGGUCUAUAACCACGGGUGGAAAAGAGGAUGCGUGUAUUGAGAUUGUUAUAACUAUUGCCUGAUAGAGUGUUUCUAGUUUUUGAUAUACAUGUUUUUAAUAUUAGAAUAAACAUUCCUUU